AUGUUGCGCUUGGCCAACAGCUCUGAAAUAAUUGAGAAUGACGAGCGGGUGAGUUAUUGUGGUGGAGGUGUCACCUGCCAGCUGUCCACGGUGUCGGUGGCGGUGUCGGUGCUGACGCUGACGUUCAUCAGCAUCGACCGCUGGUACGCCAUCUGCUUCCCGCUGCGCUUCAACUCCACCACCAACCGCGCCAAGACGGCCAUCGGCAUCAUCUGGUUUGUGUCGCUCGCCUUCGACAUCCCGGAGCUGGUGGUGCUGAGGGCCCGCGGCCGCGACUGGGACUCAGUGCUGCUGACGCAGUGCGAGAGCACCUGGAGCUACGACUCCGAGAUGGUGUUCCACGGCGCCAAGAGCCUGCUGCUCUACACGCUGCCGCUGCUCUUCAUGUCGGUCGCCUACUACCAGAUCGUGCGCGUCCUCUGGCGCUCCGACACCAUACCAGGGCAGGACAAUCACACAUUCAGAGUGUAUUCAUGUGUGGGCGGUCGCUUCUUCGCAGCGCUCCCGUCGUCCGCGAGCUGCAGCAGCCGGCGCAGCACGGUCAGCAGCAACGCGGCCACCGAGGUGCAGCUGCGGUCGCGCCGCAAGGCGGCCAAGAUGCUGGUCGCCGUCGUCGUCAUGUUCGCGCUCUGCUACCUGCCCGUCCACCUGCUCAACAUCCUCAGGUACACCAUGGACAUCCCGCAGAAUGAUGCGACGAGCAUCAUUUCGAUGCUGUCCCACUGGCUGUGCUAUGCCAAUUCAGCAGUCAACCCCAUCAUCUACAACUUCAUGAGCGGCAAGUUCCGGCUGGAGUUCCGGCGGCUGUUCUGGAAGUGUGCGUACGGCGGCGGCGGCCGCUUCUCGCCGAGCUGGGGCGCCUGCGCCGCCGACCGGCCGCCUCUCCAGCACCCGCACCGCUUCACCUGGGCCACCUCCGCCUCCGCCGGCUCCGUGCAGUACGAGUAG
Schistocerca gregaria is the source of this 948-nucleotide messenger RNA. Its product is annotated as orexin receptor type 2-like. Gene Ontology annotation, cellular component: membrane. Gene Ontology annotation, biological process: G protein-coupled receptor signaling pathway. The record is from RefSeq and is a predicted model, not a curated record. Gene Ontology annotation, molecular function: G protein-coupled receptor activity. The transcript has 7 exons. NCBI's taxonomy places the organism in Eukaryota, Metazoa, Arthropoda, Insecta, Orthoptera, Acrididae. Bases 1 to 948 code for a protein of 315 amino acids.